Planococcus citri (citrus mealybug) is the source of this 5240-nucleotide messenger RNA. RefSeq names its product adherens junction protein p120 (gene p120ctn). The record is from RefSeq and is a predicted model, not a curated record. The coding region runs from base 302 to 3169 and encodes 955 amino acids. Gene Ontology annotation, molecular function: cadherin binding. Lineage: Eukaryota; Metazoa; Arthropoda; Insecta; Hemiptera; Pseudococcidae. The transcript has 19 exons. Gene Ontology annotation, biological process: cell-cell junction assembly; cell-cell adhesion. Gene Ontology annotation, cellular component: cytoplasm; plasma membrane; nucleus.
UUGUCUAAUGUCUUGUCAGUUCUGGGAGUGGAGUUUGUAUGUAAUUUCUAUGCUAGUAGUUUUCGACAUAAAUGUUAUGUCAGUGUAAUUAUAAUUGUGGAAAUGUUUGUUGAGAAGUAUAUAUUAAAACCGCGUUAAUUCGAUAAAUCAUAAAUACAGUGCAUUCAAUCAAUACAAGUAUCACAACUGCUGACGUCGAGUUCACCAUGGAAAAAUUACGUGCCAUUUUCAUCUCCAUCAAUUAAUUACGAUUUUAACUUAAUAGUCGUCGCCAUUUGAACGCGAAUAAAAUCAACUUGUUAUGUCUAAAACCACACAAAUAGAUUCUUGUUUGCUGGUGAAUAGAAGAGUAGAACAGCUUCAAGAGCACAGCAUCACAUGCACAGAAAUAACGCAAAGGAGAGUAUUGCAUGAAAAGAAUCAAGAAAUGCAUCAGUAUUCUGGUUCAGCGACCCCCGAAAUGUCGGGCAAUUCGUACUUGCUGGAUUCGUCGUACCGACCCUCGCUCAAUGGCCAUCCAGAUAACCACUCUCCCAGUUCGCUACUCCAGGAAGGCAACACGUCGACUUUAACACGAAGCCAGAAACAACCACCGAAUCAGCAAGUGAGCACAGUUUCAAAAGUAGUCCGGGAAAUGCAUCAUUUAGCGCCGGAAAAUUCGGACAUCGAUUACGUAUCUGCUCCUUAUCAAGGCGAUUUAUCCGGAUCGAAUAUCGGCGCUGCCCAUUCGCAAUAUGCCGGUUACAUGGAUCACAUGGCACCGUCAGAACAAAAUCGACAUUAUAACGAUCCGUAUCAUUCUAACUAUCAAGAUUACGACGUGUAUCCGAAUUCCGGAGGAGAUUACGGAAUGGUGUACGACAGCAUGAACAUGAGUGUCGGACAAUAUCAGCCAUAUGGUAAUGCGGCCAAUUACGCCGAUCAUUCUCAAUAUAGUGAACGACCUCCGACUCCUCCUAGUCCAAGCGAACGAAGCGAUUCGCCGCCGCCUCAACAACUUUUAGCUCACGAUUUUAUGAGGAAAGGUGGCCCAUAUCCGGCAUCCGGAUACGAUGAAUUAGACGCUACAUCUCAUAUGAUUCCAAGAUCAGAACACUUCCGAAUCACACCAUCUCCAGGAGCAGUUACAGAUAGAUACGAUCAAAUGAGUAACUCGUGGAAUAUGGACGAAAACGCGAAACCGUUGUCGAUUCGUCACGGAUUAAAAUGGAGAGAUCCUAAUUUCACAGAAGUAAUCAGCUUCUUAACAAAUCCUAACGAUACGGUGAAGGCGAACGCGGCAGCAUACCUGCAACAUUUAUGUUACAUGGAUGAUCCGAAUAAACAAAAAACCAGAGCUUUGGGCGGAAUCCCACCUUUAGUGAAACUUCUUAAUCACGAAAGUCCGGCUGUUUAUAGAAACGCGGCUGGCGCUUUAAGAAAUUUAUCAUACGGUAGACAAAACGACGAAAAUAAACGAGUAAUUAAGCUCUCCGGCGGAAUCCCGUUGCUUAUUAAUUUAUUACGCAAAUCGACCGAUCCGGAAGUUAAAGAAUUGGUGACUGGAAUUUUAUGGAAUUUAUCAUCGUGCGAGGAUUUAAAACGAACAAUUAUCGACGACGGACUCUCUGUAUUGGUUAACCAUAUUAUUAUUCCUCAUUCUGGUUGGAGUCCUACUGGCGGAGGAACAGACACUUGUUGGUCGACUGUGUUCAGAAAUACUUCCGGUGUGCUCAGAAACGUCAGCUCGGCCGGAGAAUUCGCUAGGAAGAAAUUAAGAGAAUGCGAAGGAUUGGUCGACUCGUUAUUAUACGUUGUAAAAAAUGCAAUAGAUAAGUCUAAUAUUGGUAACAAAAGCGUAGAAAAUUGUGUAUGUGUUUUACGAAAUCUAUCUUAUCGAUGUCAAGAAGUAGAAGAUUCCAAUUACGAUAAACAUCCUAUUCCGAUGAGUGGGAAAAUCGGUACUAAUGUUAAAGCCGGAGAAAAUCUAGGAUGCUUCGGUGCUAGUAAAAAGAAGAAAGAUGGACAAGCGGGUAACCAAAAUAGAGAAAGCGUUAGUGUGAACAGAAGCACUACUAGGACUGAGCCAGUUACUGGAAUGGAACUACUUUGGCAACCGGAGGUGGUUCAAGUAUACUUAACAUUGUUACAAACGUGUUCGAAUCCUGAAACUUUGGAAGCUGCUGCUGGAGCAUUACAGAAUUUGGCAGCUUGCUACUGGCAACCUAGUAUUGAAAUUAGAGCAGCUGUACGUAAAGAUAAAGGUUUACCUAUACUCGUCGAAUUACUCAGAAUGGAAGUCGAUCGAGUUGUAUGUGCUGUGGCGACGGCCUUACGUAAUUUGGCUAUCGAUCAUCGUAAUAAAGAACUGAUAGGAAAAUACGCGAUGAGAGAUUUAGUUCAAAAAUUACCAUCGGGAAGUCUAACUCACGAUCAAAUCACUUCAGACGAUACGAUAGCUGCUGUUUUAGCAACAUUGAACGAAGUUAUCAAGAAAAAUGCCGAAUUUUCGAGAUCACUUCUAGAAGCUUCAGGCGUCGAAAGACUAAUGAAUAUUACCAGGCACAGGCAAAAGUACACGCCAAGGGUGCUGAAAUUCGCCGGCCAAGUAUUAUUCACAAUGUGGCAACACCAAGAAUUAAGAGAAGUGUAUAAAAAACAUGGAUGGAAGGAGCAAGAUUUCGUUACUAAGACUGUCGCCGCCAGAAACGCUGGCCCUAAUUCACCUAGCAACGCUAAUAGUACCUUAAAUAGGCCGAUGGCUAGUCAAGGUGGUACGAGAUACGAAGAUAGAACAUUGCAAAGGCCACAGCCUGUGGGCGAAUCAUCGAACCGAAGCGGUGCUCCGGUGAUGAGCGCUUAUCAGAUGCCGAAUGAAGAAAUUCCAAUGCCUGAUAUGUCUUAUCCGGAAGGAUCAUCACAUAUGCCUCCGGCAGGAGGUGUGCGGAUAUUCCCGUCCGGUCCUGUAAUAAAACCAGGCGAACCUCUGUACGCUCAAGUAAACAGAGAGAAGAAGAAAAACAGGCAAUAUGAUCCAUCUGGAACCGAAACAAUCGGUUCAGUGGGCAGUAACGAUGCAUGGUCUGGAUACGAUGAUCAAUCACAAGACCAUCAUUUACCUCAACACCAAAGCAAAGGCAUGGUUAUCGAUCCAAAAUCACCUCCUUCGGGUGGCGAUUCUUGGGUUUAAUUCAACAAUUAACUACACGAAUACAGCCUACGAUAUUUUUUACAUGUAUGUACCUAUUUUAAAGUCGUAUAUAUACAUUUUUUUUCCUAUUGAAAAAAUGAAAAAUUGAAAAAAAAAACUUUUUAGCUAUUAUACUGAUUUAAAUGUCAUAAAAUAUCCGUAUUUUAGCAUUCUUAUAUUUUUUUUUUGUUUUAUUUUUUUGUAUUUUUUUAUGUUAUUUAUUUAAUGUGUAUUGAAUGUGGCUUCAUUUUUUUAAAACUUUUCUUUCAUUUUUUCCCUCGAUGGCCGUUUUGUAAUUUCUUUUAGUGUUUUAUUUAUCGAGAUGAUAUCUUAAUAGUAGUGAAUUUUUUGUAUGUCGAAUACGGUUUAUGUAGAUAGUGAGAAGUCUGCGCUAAUCCGACUAAUUGAUUAUUAUUUUAUUUGAUUUUCUUCAGUAUUGUUAUUUUAUUCGGAUUUAAAUAGUUUUAAUUCGAGAAGUCCUUCGACAUAUUUUUUAUCCUGUUGUCGACGAUAUUUUUUUUUUGAAAUUUUAAAAAUUUGAUUAGAAUAAUAAUAUUGAGAAGUUCAUUUUUGAAUAAUGAUUAGUUGAAAUGGUGUAGAUCUGCUCACUCACUGCUGGGAUUCAAUUCAUACGGCAGCUUUUUCAAUGUUCCUAGAGAAAAAAAGGAACUGAAUUUUUUAAAAAGAUAUUUUAUAUGAAAAUUUAUAGUUGUGUUAGUGGUUGUAAUUUGUUCUCAAUAAUACGUGCGUUCGUGUGCCUGUCUCGAGUGUUUUUUUUUUUUCGUUCUUUAUUUUAAUAUACAAACGCUUUCGUUUUGUAUCAUCUCAUUUCCUCCUCCGAUUUUUUUUUGUUGAUAAUUUUUAAAUUUUAGCCUUAUCAUUCCAAAGUUGAUUUUUUUCUCCCUUCAAAUACCGAAUACUUAAUGUAUAAGCUUCGUAUUUAUACCUCCCUUUCCCAUUUAAAUGAGUAAAGCUGCGCUUACAUUCGAAAAUACUCGAUCUUCCCCUUAUUCGUUGUGAUUUAAGACGGCGUGAUUUGUUGCACCUUUAGUUUGGAAAAAAUAUUCCUUACUUUGACAGCGUAGAUUUAUUGUGUUCAACUUCUCACGCUGUUAACGAGUACUUAAAUAGUAAAGAGAAAGAAAAAAUAAUGGAUACUAUUUUAGUGGUGCUUUUACACUAGUUACUUGUAAUAUUUUCAUUGUAGUUAUAGUGUUUAUUUUAAUCCUACGUGUAUUUGUGUACUCCAAUUCGAGCCAUUGGUAAUAUUUAAAAUAUUAUGCUUUUUUUAAUAAUCAAAGUCAAUUCGCCGAUUAAUGGAGUAUCGGUUGUGAGGGAUAUUUUUUUCUUUUUUUAAAAAAACAAACUCAACGAUAAACUAAACCGUAUACACCAUUAAAACGGAGAUUUUGUACUUUGAAAGUAUUUUUUUUUUCGAAGCUUUUUUGGCUGAAAAAAUGUGUCAUUUUUAUAGGUUGAUUUUUUUUACGCAUUGAAUUUUUUUUGUUGGUUUUACGACACUUUUUUUUAUUUGUGUAGAAUUAAAACUAUUUAGUUCUUUUUAUUUUUAUAUAUUUUUUAUAUACGUGUAGCUUUUUUUCCUCAUGUGUAUUUAAAAAAAUUGAGAUGUAUGUCUUUUAUAUAAAUAUUAUAUGUAAUGUGAGAUUUUUUUAAAAAUUAUGUAUGAAUGAACCGUAUUGUGGCGCUUUUAUAUUUUAUAUCUUUAUUGUUCGUAUUUUAUCUUAUUUUUAACGAUUAACUUUCCUAUAUAAUUUUUUAAUUUAUUUUCUCUCUUUAUCUCUUUCCCUAUCUCUCUCUCUUUUUUUUUUGUAGAAUAUAAUUGGCAACGUUGUAGCAUAUUUAAGACUUGUGCAAUAUUUUUUCAGUUCAAAAAUUCGAUGUAAUUUUUUUUUCUAGCGAAUAAUUUAACGAUGUAAAUAAGGCCAAUAUUUUUUGAAUAGAUUUAUACGACGAGAGAACAUAUUAUGCUUACCGAGUUUAAAAAUUAGUUGUAUAGUAAUCACGCUGCAAAUUAUUAUUCGGCAAAUUCAAUACAUAAUGAAAUAUUGUG